AUGCCAAAGAGAAGCUGGAGUCCAGAAAAUUCACCACCUCCGAAAAAACUAAAGAUUUCAAAGAAUAUGAAAAACAUAGGAAAUAAUGUUUACUGCCGAAAAAUAAUUUAUGAUUCAGCGCUAGAAGCUUCUCAUAAAUCAACGCAUUUGGCAAGAAGGUUGUUAGAAGGAGUUUUUAACCACGACGCCAUGAUGGGAUGCACAUUGACAGGGCAGGCUCCAAGGACUAAAGAUAAAAAAUCAGCUGUUGUAAAUCCAUUAGAUCAACAGGCGAAAGGCGCGAUCGUUGAGUUUGCGAUGCAUACAGCCGUUGAGAGGAAGUGGCCGAUUCAAAGUCGACAAAUCAUUUUAAAGGAAAUGAGCCAAAGAUCACUGAAUAUAAACGCGACAACAUGA
Arctia plantaginis is the source of this 396-nucleotide messenger RNA. NCBI's taxonomy places the organism in Eukaryota, Metazoa, Arthropoda, Insecta, Lepidoptera, Erebidae. The record is from the annotation of a GenBank genome assembly.